AUGCGAAAAUGCAAUGUGACAGAUUUGCGUGAACAAGAAUCGACUCUCCGCCAGCCAAUAAUAAGACCGAGAGUUGUUUUUAUCAAAAGUGAACUAGUAGUUUGCAAAGUUAGCAUACUUUUUCGACCACUUACCGUAUGUGAUAGCAACGCGGCGGUUCCACUGUUGCAACAAGCACGAUUCGACAAACGGUUCGGGAACGUUAGCGCAGGACCGAGGCAGAGGGAGCAGCACGUACUCUCUGUUUAGCAUAAUUGGCCCCGAAACAAGUGCAGGCGCCGAACGUACGAAGCGAAACGAAGCGAAGAAGUGUGGAGAAGUGUAUCAUCAUCCACCCCUUGCAGUGGUUGCAGUGGUGAUUGUUGCGGGGUUUUUUUUUGCACUAGCGCGCUGGGUGGCACAGCGGACGCGCACACCCAUCGGUCUAACGCCCCAUAUCGGUGCGGUUCCAUCGAGACAACAGCGACAGCAACAAUAACAGCAACAACAGCAGCACCGUAAACCAUGGCAUCCUUCGAUGUGUACGAUCGGUCGAGCUGGUACUUCGGUGCGAUGUCACGCCAGGACGCGACAGAUUUGCUGCUGAACGAGCGCGAAAGCGGCGUGUUUCUGGUGCGCGACAGUACCACGAUCGUGGGCGAUUUCGUGCUGUGCGUGCGUGAAGAUUCGAAAGUGAGUCACUACAUCAUAAACAAAAUACCGAACUCGCCCGACGGCGAGUGCUUCGUGUACCGUAUCGGCGAUCAAACGUUCGCCGAUCUGCCGGACCUGCUGUCGUUCUACAAGCUGCACUAUCUCGACACGACGCCCCUGCGGCGACCGAUGAUCCGCCGGCUGGAGAAGGUAAUCGGGAAGUUCGAUUUUGACGGUAGCGAUCCGGACGAUUUGCCGUUCAAGAAGGGCGAAAUACUGCACAUCAUCAGCAAGGACGAGGAGCAAUGGUGGACGGCACGGAAUGGGCAGGGUCAGACCGGCCAGAUACCGGUACCGUACGUGACGCGAUACGAGGAAAACAUUAUCGAGCGGCCCAACUCGGGUGGCGGAGGUGGUGCUGGUGCUGGUGGUGGUCCGGGUGGACAUCAUCAUCAUCAUCCAGCGGGUGCCGGCGGUGGGCUGCAUCAUUCGGAAAAUUCGAACAUUUUCAAAUCGAACCUUAACCGACAGCUGCCAGCGUUGGCCCGGGUUAAGCAGGAGCGCGUCCCGAACGCGUACGACGAGACGGCCCUCAAGCUAAGCGUUGGUGACGUUAUAAAGGUGCUGAAGACGAACAUCAACGGGCAGUGGGAGGGUGAGCUGAAGGGCAAGAUUGGCCACUUUCCGUUCACGCACGUCGAGUUUAUUGAUGAGUGAAGCGGUCGAUCGAACGAGCGUUCACUUCGCACAAGCUGUGUUUCUGUUAACCGAUGUGUGGUAAUUUUCUAAAAUAGUUUUUUUUUUAUUAUUCCGCGUUUCUUUGUGCUGUAAACAGAUGCGAACCGGACUUUUUAUGAUUAUGUGUGCUGCUAGUAGCUUAUAUUUAACAUGUACAGCCUUAUAUAUAUAGUUUAUGUAUGUUUCCGUUUCCGGGUAAGCAAAAGAAGGAGGAGAGAGAGAUGUGUGUGUGUGUGUGUGUGCACUAGCGCACACAUUCCUACGUUCCGAGUCAUUCAGUUUAAGUGAUUUUAAAUACGAUUAGAGUAGGCUAUGCUUAUGUUGCUUUGCGAUGCAGUCGGCAAAACAAUAAUUCCAGAAUAGUAAGAGAGGGAGAUAGCGCGCGCGAGAGAGAGAAAACGCAUGAUGAGUAAUGAUAGUAAAACCCUAGUAGGCAUAAAAAGUGGAAUAUAAACGAAAGGGAAAUGCACAUUAGCAGAGCCGGCACCACUCCAAUGUAUAAUGUUUAGCCCCCGUACCCCCAUUUUGUAGCAGUAGGAAGGAAGAAACAGUUUUAUUUACUCUAGCUUUAUCAUUAAACCAUCAUUAUUAUGCAAGUGCCGGAUGACGGGGAAUCAUCGACGUGCAACCCCCACUUCCGGGAAACCUCCCUCGGCAAACGAGCAACAGUCAGCAGGUUAAACACGAAUGAAACUCUCUAGCAUGUAAGGACGAUUUAGUUGGUGACUCUCUCAGGCUCUCAGGCACAGCUAGGUAGCGCGUUUGUUCAUGACGAAACGGUAGAAGCAACACAGGAAAGAACCACUAGUAGGUAGGCGAGAAUCCAGCAGGACGAUGGACCUCAGAUGGGUCCAUCGAACGAACGGCCCCACCAGCAACCAAUUUAGGAUGAACGACCGUGGCAAGCCAGGGACGCACGUGGACAGACGGAUUAAGAUUAAGUUUACGUUACAUAGCGUUGAUUUUUAUAUACCAAGACCAAUAAGAUAGCGGCAGUGAGCAGCUCCGAUAGUGGCGUUGAAUGCUGGAGUGUCCUUCUUUGGUAGAGUGUAGUGGUAAACGAUCCCACCCUCUCGCUAACACAAUCGGACUGUGUGGGGAUGCAGGCAGAUUUUCUAUUUCAUUUUAGGGUAUUUUUUUCCGGAUCGUCACUUUUGUUUCCCGCCCAUGAUCUCUCUCUAGUGCACAGCAUCCAAAAAUUGAUCCGAUCGAAGGAGAGCGAGAAUUUUGGCGUUUUUGGUUCUAAAUUCUCCGAUCGCUCAGUCAACGAAGGUUUGCAGUAGAAUAUUUAAAAAAAGGGAUACAGCACACACACCCUUAGCCGUAGUGUGAGUUGUUGUUGAGUGAGAAAACCAAACCACCAAACCACCAUCACACCCCGCCCCAAAUUCGUAGCGGACCCAAAAACCCGUGUGGUGGCACAUUGUAAACACAAUUCUAAGGGAAUCACGAAGCAAUUUAUUUUUAUAAUUAUAGGAAAGCGAGUCUAGUAGUGGUGGAAGUAAGGCGAGCAGAAUUUCUAAAACCUAGAUGAAAGAAACCCCGAGAACUGAACUGGAGGAGCAAGGUUGAUGAAACGUGUUUGCGGGUAUUGCUAAAUGGGAGAAGAGAAGAACCGUCUGCCUAACACGAAAUGAACCCCGAGAAUGUCCGCACAAAACACUUCUCCCGCAAAGCCAAAUAUUUGUAACUGGGUCACAUCAUACCGCGGAACACGUCGAACACCAAUAGCUGCUGCAUCCAACGAUGUGGCAGGAAGAAAUGUGCAAUAACUAGCUGCAACCUUCGUAUCGUAACUAAAUAGAUUGCGUGGGGUAACAGUAGAUAGUAUACACCAAAAGAGGGGAGAAAAUAAGGCGCAACCUGGCCCAAAUAAAUCCCUUUUCCGGCGUGGAAAUAGUGAAGAUGAUAUAGAUAAACAGCACACAUGAGGAUCGAACUGCUAACCCCCCUGGGAAUGCUGAGUAUUGAAGACGAGAGCGAGAGCAACAAUCGCAAUAAUAGAACACGUAUAUAUAUACACAGACACACAUGCAUACAUAUAUUUACUCCAAAACCAAGCCUACCAGUUGUUUUCUUCUUCUCGAUUCAAAAAGGGAAACAAAAACAAUAAAAAUAAAACACACUUAAUAAACACGCAGAAACAGUGCAGAAAUAACACGCAUAAAAACAAAACGUUAGCUACAGCAAAAAAAACUACAAAAGGUGAAUUAAUAAAAACGGAAGCAAAAAAGAGUAAAGUGAAAGUGAAAAAGUGCUAUAUAAGUAAUUAAUCAUAGUGUGAGAAAAAGAAAAAUGGCAAAAGAAAAACGAUCGUCAAAAUGCAGUUAAACGACGCUGCACAAAAAUUAUUCAAAACACCGCAUUAUAUGAUAUGUAUAUCUCACAGAACGAGUUUUGGGUUGUGUUUGCGAUAUAUAUAUAAAAUGAAAAAAAAAAAAAAUGCUAUAUAUAUUAGCGUGUAAGCAAAGGGAAAAGUCUCCUGUAAGUUAUCCUGAGACGCUCGGACGAAAAAAGGAAAGAAACAGAAAACAACGGCUUAGAGAGAGAAAAAAAGAGAGAAAGUGGAAAACGAAAGGAAAACGAAGGAAAAAGAGGGGAAAACAACCAACAUUCUCGAAUUUGUAUAAAAAAAGAGGCAAACAGCUAAAGUGAAAAAAAAACAACAAACAAACGAAACGAAUAUAUAGUUCUGUAUCUGUAA
Molecule: messenger RNA, 4075 nt
Organism: Anopheles stephensi (Asian malaria mosquito)
Lineage: Eukaryota; Metazoa; Arthropoda; Insecta; Diptera; Culicidae
Gene: Crk
Product: adapter molecule Crk
Exons: 3
Coding region: 505-1350 (281 amino acids)
Molecular function (GO): protein binding
Source: RefSeq, a predicted model, not a curated record